AUGGUGAGCCUGUCGCGUAAAGCCGUUUGGCGCGAGGUGUUAUAUGAGAUCGCGCUGCAGGGUCCAAAUUUUCUCAACAGCCACGAUUCCCGGCUCGUGUUUGAGUCGAACGUCGACCAACCCUGUCUUCAUCGUGCGACACCCACCUCAAUUUCAUCUCGCAUCCACAGACGCCACUUCCGAUCGACACAGUCACAACAUGGCCAAGCGACGAUCAAGAUCAUAGAUUCGCACGAAGCAGGCUUCAACAACGAUGAUGACGGUUUCCGUGCAACAGUGUUGGGUUGCAUUUUCAAGAACGACAUCGGCGUAGGAAAGGCAGGACAAGCGAAAGCGAGAACGUAUCGGCAUGACGAGCCACAAGCGCCGCCUGCUGAUGCCUUUGCAUCACCGAAAGCGUCAAGGAAGAGACGUAUCGUUCUUGUUCAACGGAAGAAUCCGCUCGACCUGCGCUCUUCAUCGCCCGCUUCGCCUGACUUGCGACUGCAAACAAUGGGGCUGCUUCCCGCACCCGAUCCGGCGGCGGCUCGAAGCGUCAGUGUGCGGACUGCCGGCAAUGCGAGCCGUAAUGAAGCACGACAAUUGUUGCAGCUGGAACGCAAUGAUACCAGCUCGCCGAUCGGAACUUUUGGAGGCCAGAACCUCGGUCGAUCUAGUCGCGGACUUCGCUCAGGAUCUUCGGAACAAGCAGUCAGACUUUCGAAUGGGAAGACGGUAGGCCUUCCAACGCUCAAACGAAGCUGUCGUCUGCGUGCAGGUACCCGAGAGAGACGCGUUCCGACAUCGGACUCCGGUGCCCCGCACAACGAGAAUGUCGAUGCAUACCAAGCGCAAGACCAUGCCAAGAGCAAAACCGCGAAACGCGAUGCAGAAGAGGCGCUCGUCAGACCAAGACGUCGUCGAGCAAAGAUUCAGCGGGUCGAGCUGGGAGGUGGUUUGCCUUCAUCCUCUGCGGAUCAACCGCUCAGUGAUGCUGACCACCAUCUCAACUCUCAACCGGAUGCAGAUCAUUGCGCUGCCGACGAAUCCGAGAUCAGCUACUUUCCCACCCUUCGUCCCGCGCGUUCUUCCGACGCCAGGACGCGACACACUUCCAGUGAUGAAAGAAACGACGUUUCACCGUUUCCACAGCAGGACGCCGCGAAACAUCCGAUUCUCUUCACCGGUCAAGGCACUUGGCCCACGCUCGCGUCUCACCACACGAGGUCAGAGGUGCCAGUACCGCAGCACGAAAUUGCGGUCGGAUGUGCCGCGGAGCGCCCGGAAGAAGCCGAUUUGAGCGUGGGACUUUUCGAGGUGCUCUCGCAGAGCGCACUGCGCAAGGUGGAUGGGGCGCAGUCGGGGCAAGCCGCCUCUGUGCCGCAGGUGACCUUUGCAAGUGCCGAGGUGCGGAGCGAGUCUGUGGCGUCUGCCGAGGCUCAGCACCACAUUGAGGUCGAGUACGAUCCAUCUCGCGCUUCACGGCAUCAGGCGCAGUACAUCGCGAUGUCGCUGGUCGAACGCACGGUUGAUCUUCAAAAGUGGUCCGCGGUCCACCCUGACUCGAUCCAUGAGCGUCUGACAUCAAGGAUGCGCUCAUCGGAAUCGGGCAGGAUGCUACAGGCUGCUUUCCGACCGCCAUCGGCAGCGGUCGUGUCUCGCGACAUUGGGCUCUCGUCGAGCCAGAUGCAGAAGAAGCCCCUUGAAGAGGAAAUCGAGUUCGUUCAUCAUUGCAGUACACAUGCGGUGCAGAGUGCAUCUGGAGAUGACGACGACCGUCUCAAGCCAUUUGAGCAUCGACUUCGCUACGCCGGAUACCAUCAGUGCUGCUCGAACAGCUCAGUCUACAACGUCAGGACGAUUGGGUGUCUCCGGCCUUUCGACGAAUCCGCUUUCUCCAAACGAAUCCAAUUGCCGCGAAAGGAAGUGGUCAAGGUCAUCAUACCCUUUUCCGAGCCUUCGUUCUCCAACCAUGCAACUCGAGCUCGUUUCCUCACCCCGCACGCCACCUCAACCUCCCACCCACCUCAUCCGCGCCAUUCGCCAUCCGACGACAACAAGCCCUUGCUCGUAUGGAUGCAAUCCACAGCACAAACGUUCUUCCGCGCGCUGGAAAGCAUGAUCCACACAAACUCGUCACCACACACGCACGACAGCAGCGUGUCGCGGUCGGAUCUGUACCCCUGUCCUAUAUUGAGUUAUGCGGCUCAUGCGGAUGCUGGUGAAGGAGCUUCUCAUGUGGCGCUGUACGUGCAUCUGGAUCGGUUGGAAGAAGCGAGGCAGAGGUUGGCGGAUGUCGAGCUAAGCACGGGUGGAGGGAGCAGUUGCAGACCAUUUGCAGAUGGAGACGUGAGGCUAUUUGUUACGAGUCUGAGGGGCAAGCCACUUUGCUUGAUCUGA
This is a messenger RNA of Pseudozyma hubeiensis SY62, 2379 nucleotides long. RefSeq lists its product as hypothetical. The record is from RefSeq and is a predicted model, not a curated record. The coding region runs from base 1 to 2379 and encodes 792 amino acids. Lineage: Eukaryota; Fungi; Basidiomycota; Ustilaginomycetes; Ustilaginales; Ustilaginaceae. The transcript is spliced from 2 exons.